Molecule: messenger RNA, 4211 nt
Organism: Amphiprion ocellaris (clown anemonefish)
Lineage: Eukaryota; Metazoa; Chordata; Actinopteri; Pomacentridae
Gene: b4galnt1b
Product: beta-1,4-N-acetyl-galactosaminyl transferase 1b
Exons: 12
Coding region: 471-2066 (531 amino acids)
Biological process (GO): ganglioside biosynthetic process
Cellular component (GO): Golgi membrane
Molecular function (GO): hexosyltransferase activity
Source: RefSeq, a predicted model, not a curated record
GCCUGUAAGCACGGUUUGUUAUAGGGUUCCAUAUUAAAAUGCGAUGCAGGAUGUUUUGGGCUGCAGGGAUCUUGGAUUGGGUUAUGAUCGCUCGUCGGGGCUCCGUGAUGCUGCUGCCGCUCCGCUGACUGACCGCUGCGCUGAGGUGCGGUGCGUCUCUCCGCUGUUGCUGCAGGGGGAGCAUCCGUCCACAGCCCGCAGUGCUGCGAUGUGCGGUCGCCUCAUUCGUCUCCAAUCCGGUCGUUUUUUCUUCUCCUGUCACCAUCAAAUCCCAUUUGCAAGACCGCUGAGGAACAAAUUCAUUAAGAGCUCCGUGAAGGAGGGAGGUGAAGCAGCUUAGCGCAGCGCGUCUCGACUGAGAUGGGGAAAGCGCUCACUAAUAUCUGUGACUGUCUUCAUGGUUUCUGGAGAUGCAGGUGCCUUCAGAGGUCGUCCUUUCAAUGACUGGAUAGAGGCACAGAGGUUUUAGGAUGCGCUCCCUGAGGAAGACAGUGUUGCUGGCCAUCCUUGUGUCCGUGGUGCUGGUGCUGGCUCUCCUCCACUCAUGGCCGACUCGGACCUACACCACAGUGGAUGUAUGGCAGCGACCGGGGCCUUCAGUAGAGAGACAUCUGGAGGAGAGACUCCCGGAACUAGACCACCGAUUAAGUAACAUCCCCUUUCAUGUGAGGGAUAGUGUGGCGAGCUUGCUUGCACGUAAUGGGUGCAUAUGUGAGGGAGAAAGUGGAGGAGUAAACCUGCCCUUCGCCCAACUGUUAUUCCCACGGGUGUCAGCUCACCCGCUGCACACUGCCUUUGAGGCCUCGGAGCUGGAGGAAAUGAAGAGGAGACGGGCCAAAGAGUACAAGAGCUUUCAGAAGAGGUCAAAGACGCCUGCAGACGUUCUCAUUAUUGCAGAGGCUAACAGUCCCUUACAGUAUCCAACACAGGGGGUGGAGGUACGACCCCUGAAAACAAUCAUCAUCCCAGGCUUGGCCUUACACGACCUUCCCAGAGACCAUUACUCAAUAAACAUCACUGCCACGCUGGGAACACUAAAUGUGGCAGCAGAGGUAGACGGGGUGAAAAUCAAAGGCGAUGGCGAAAUGCACAUGAGUCUUUCCAGCAGCCUGCUGCCAAACCUGAACCGACAGCUGCAGUUUGUCACCUACACAAACACACUGUUUCAUCCCAGCACUGCAGACACAGUGCAGUUUGAGACAGAAGGGCAUCAAGCCGUCUUCAGUGUCAAGAUCCGUCACGGUGUAACACCUAAACUGUACAACACUGGAUCCAAAGGAGACUACAACGUCAGCGCCCUUGUGACCAUAGCUACGAAGACCUUCCUGCGUUACGAUAAGCUUCAAGAUCUUAUCGACAGCGUCAGGAGAUACUAUCCCACCGUCACCAUAGUGAUCGCUGACGAUAGUGAAAACCCCAAAACCAUGUCCGGGCCUUACAUCGAACAUUACAUUAUGCCCUUUGGAAAGGGUUGGUUUGCUGGACGAAACCUGGCCGUCUCCCAGGUGACUACAAAGUACGUGCUGUGGGUGGAUGAUGACUUCAUCUUCACAGCCAACACUAAGCUGGAGAAGCUUGUGGAUGUUUUAGAAAAGACCACUCUGGAUCUGGUGGGCGGUGCAGUGCGGGAGGCCACUGGCUAUACUGCCACCUACAGACAGACCAUCUCCAUUGAGCCCGGAGAGGAGGAUGGCGACUGUUUACACAUGAGGAGAGGAUUUCAUCACGUCAUCCAAGGCUUUCCCAACUGCGUUGUAACCGACGGGGUCAUUAACUUCUUCUUAGCUCGAACCGACAAAGUCCAGCAGGUCGGCUUCGACCCUCGACUCGCCAGAGUAGCUCACCUGGAGUUUUUCAUCGAUGGCCUGGGGUCUCUCCAUGUGGGCUCUUGUGAUGAUGUCAUUGUCAAUCAUGCAACCAAAAUCCGACUUCCCUGGGUCAGCCAGUCAGAGAGCGACAAGACUUACGCCAAGUUCCGAUAUCCACCGGCCUCCUCUGACGCCACACACACAAAAAAUGGCCUCCUGUUCUUCAAGAACAGAUUUCAGUGUUUGACUCGUAAUUAGUUCGCCCCUCUGCUCUGUGUCCUGAAGGUUCCUCUGCUCUUCCUGAGUUGCCAAAGAAGUUCUCCUCCACCGCACCCCGUCAGAUAAGAUUUCAGACAAACACUUUGGUUUGCCUUUUCGUGGAAACCUUGAAACGGUUUUCAGGCUUCAGCCAGUAGAGCAGUUUUAGCAUGUUUUAUCUGUUGGUGCACAGCUCUGCAGUGAGCUAAAAGGUCCUUUUACACAGCAAACAUCCAGAAUAUAAAAGUUUAGGAUUUCUUCUGGAGCGAUAAAAUCAGCUGCAGUCAAAUCACAGUGUAAUCUUGAUUGAUUCAGGGUUAUAAAGGGAUCGUGUUUUGUCAAAUCUUAUCUGGCUUUUCGUCCUCAAGUCAGUCGAACACAGACAUCAAGCUUUGGGAAAACCCAACAGGUAGCAGUCUGUGUCACUUCAUUGUCAUCCCAUUUUGAUGUGGGUAGAGUUCCAUGUGUUGUCCUUCAAUUUGCACUAUCCAAAAACAGACUGAGCUUGGAAAAGUAACAGUGGCUUCCGAGAGCCUGAGAAUGAGGACUCUCUGCUCGCGAGGAUGAAGAGACACUUCUCAGAAAGUGACAGUUGUGUAGAUUCAGAGCCUAAGUGUCCAUCUCACCGAUGCCACAUGAAGAACGCAUUAAAAUCCUUUCAUGCGCGAUACCUAAGCUCUCUGACUUGACUGGUUGUGCCAAAGGUUUGGCUGCUGGCUUUGGGGUGUCUUUGUUUGUGUUAUGGUUUUUGCCUACCCAGAAUUCUUUGUGUCAUUUAAAUCACAUCUGAGGAGGAGAAAUUUUUGGUCCAUCUGGACUCACAUCCAGGUGAUCCGGGAGCAGCCUUGUUUUUUCCGUCUUCUGCUGUUUGUCACUCUCCGGCUGACAUCUUUAAGAGGAGCGUUUGUAUCUGUGCACGAUGACGAGUAAGUUGCAUCUUUUCAUGCUGCCUAGGAGAAAAGUUGGAUGAACCAAAGUGCAUGUUUGUUUUCCGUCAACAUAAACGAAGAACAGAGAAAAAACAGGCACAUUGUGACAGAAUUAGUGAGAGUUUGGUGAUGAAGUGAAACGAUCAGAGCAUGAGAGGGCGACUGAAAAGAUCAAUUUAUUCAGCUGAUGGCUCCUCUGUGGAGACUUACUGUAUGUUGAAGACUUACACACUCAAGCCUGAAGUGAUGAUGCUGUUUUUUAUACCAUGGCCUUUAGAUGACACCCUUGUAUCACUGUAUUGUUUCCUAAAUAAGUCAGAUACGUUUUUAAUAGUCAUUUGUUAUGAGCUACAAGGUGCCAGAGAUUUACCAACAAUUUUUCUUAUUUAAAAUCUCAAGAGGAAAUAUUUUAAAAGUAUUUUGGUGAUGUUUCAGUCUGUUUUUUUUUUUCUUUUGUUCACCAAAAUGCGAUGUUGGCUCUGUGACAGGAGCAAGAAACUAACAUCUGCAACACUGUUAUCGACAGCUUUUGUGUAGUUGUGUGUUCAAAAAUUCGUCUCAUCUUAGAAUUUGUAACUGUUGACGGAUCUAUAGCGAAGCUGAAGACUUUUUUUAACAGUGACAUUUAUUGUGUCAGCACAGAAAUAUAUCUUCUUGCCUGCUUCACCCAACAAACUCUGGUAUGAGUCGUUUGAUUGCAGUAUUAUGAACUCUUUUUUAUUUCAAAAGUUUUUAAAAUGUCUGUGAGGAAAGAAAAAAACUUGUCAGGGACAUAGCGUGAAAACACAAAGACACAGACUUACUCUACCUUCAAGUCAAGUAUCCUUCAAGACAAGUUUAAACAAUUAACUCUGAAACACUUAAUUAUAAACUGAAAAUGUGUUUCAGCCACAGUCAUGAACAUGAUUGGUUUUCUGUCUUUAAAAUAGUGCAAAGUUGACAUCUGUAUCAUAAAGUCUUGGGUUUAUAUGAUUAUGUACACCUUGAGGUCUUUAAUUCAAUUCUGUUGUUGUUGACAAGAUGUAGACGGUCUGUGGUGUGGUGCAUUGGUCUGGCAUAAACCAUGUCCAAGUUAUUUUUAUUCAAUUAUAAAUUAUUGUAGAUGAGAUGAGACAAGACAGGCUACGUUUGAACUAAUGCAGUUUAGUCAGAUGGUAAUUAAGAAACUUUCCGAAACUAGAAGAUUUUGCCUUUCAAAUGAAGACUCACACAUGCA